Molecule: messenger RNA, 1908 nt
Organism: Rhipicephalus sanguineus (brown dog tick)
Lineage: Eukaryota; Metazoa; Arthropoda; Arachnida; Ixodida; Ixodidae
Exons: 1
Coding region: 1-1908 (635 amino acids)
Molecular function (GO): nucleic acid binding; RNA-DNA hybrid ribonuclease activity
Source: RefSeq, a predicted model, not a curated record
AUGGGAGUGAGUGAUAACCUCCUCAGGUAUGUUCAGGCAUUCCUGAGUGACCGCACUUUUCGCGUUCGCAUUGGCGGGGAGAUCAGCGCGCCUCGUUCGGUGAAUGCCGGGGUGCCGCAGGGCAGCGUGUUGAGCCCCUUCCUGUUCAACCUUGCCCUUGCGCGCAUCACCGACUACCUGCCGCGUGCCACGGCCGUCGAGGUGCGCGUUGCCAUGUACGCGGACGAUAUCGCGCUGUUUGCGUGUGGGCCCACCUCGCGUGGCCGUGAAGUGCGCGCCAGUGUCCAGUCGUACAUCAACGCGGUGGACUACUUCGUCAGCGGCAUCGGGCUGGAGCUUUCCGCCGAAAAAACCGAGGCACUGCUCGUCCACCCGGAUCCGCUGGCACGCUAUCAGGUGGCAAAGCUUUCACUCCGAGGCUGUCAGCUCCCUUGGCAGCGCAGGGUGCGGUACCUCGGCCUCACCAUCGAUCAUCGGCUCAGCUGGAAGCCUGCCAUAGCAGAAAUCCGCAAGGGUUCACGGAACAUCGCCCGCGUGGCUUCCUGCGUGCUCGCCGGUGGCAAGGGCUGCUCCCCUGUACUGGCGCUGCGCCUGUACAACGCGGUCGCUACGGCCAGGACGCUGUACAGUGUUCAGCUCGUCGGGCUCAAGCCCAUACAGUGGGAAGCACUCGACGUCGUCCACCGUGGAGGCGUGCGCCGCAUCUUUGCGCUGCCUCGUACCUCGCCGGUUGGUCCCACCUUGGCGGAGACAAACCAGCUCCCACUCUCCUUGCGUGCCAAGGCCGGCGCUUUGAGGCACAUUCACCGAAUGCACCAGACUCAGCAGGGACAGCAGCUGGCCAUCCGACUGCUCUCUCGCCCCAACUCCGGCAUGGGUCGGCACGCUCUCGAGUACGCCGCACUCGUGCCUGAGAUGCCACACUGCGACUGGCUACCCAUCCCUCCACAUCGGGACCGCGGCCUGGCGAUAUCAACCACCGUUCCCGGAGUGAGGUGCAAGAGGCGGACCCCACAGUGUGCGCUACAGCAAGAGACUGCUGUCGUGAUUGACGGGCAACUUUCCGGUCGCGUCCUCAUAUACACCGAUGGAUCGGUGACAAUGGAGGGAUCAGCAGCCGCUGCCUGCGUUGCUCCCACCCUUGAGGUCGCCGGAAAAUGUCGGCUCCCAAUCGCCGCCUCCUCUACGACUGCCGAGCUCGCGGCACUUGACCUGGCGGCCGAGAUACUGGCAAAGUUUCUCCCUCCGACGGCGGCAGUCCUGUGUGACUCGCGCGCCGCACUUCUGGCACUUGCGCGUGGAGAGCGGGGUGCCCUGAUCGCGCAACGCCUCUACCGCAAGUUCACGGUGAUUCAAAACAGCGGCUGCAAUCUCGUCUUCCAGUGGGUGCCAUCCCACGUUGGCGUACAGGGCAACGAGGCGGCCGACGCCCUCGCCAAGGAGGGCCACGAUCCCCGCACGUUCACCACCUUCGUGCGUGUCAGCGACGAGGCUCGCCUCAUCAUCGCGCGUCACGUGUGCUCUCUGCAUCCGGACGCGCGAGUGGCAUCGGGGAACCCUCCGCGCGUACUUCCGAGGACUGGCCUCAAUAGACGUGCGCGAGCGUUUCUCCUCCGUCUGCGCAUCGGAUGCAGCCGCACCGCUGAACGCCUCUUCCGGCUUUCUGGCAGCGGAAGCCCAAAGUGUGUGCAGUGCCCAGCGGACGAGACCAUCGACCACAUCCUGCUGCAGUGCCCGGGAUACGAUGAUCAUCGCCGUCGUCUGUUCGGAGCCUUCAGCAGACUGGGCUUGCCACACCUGUGCCUGGACGAACUUCUGUUCCCCAGCGCGCAUCAUUCUAAAGUCCUACAGGCGUGCUACGCGCUGUUGGAUUUUUUCGGCGACGCCGACCUAUUUACGCGCCUUUGA